Aspergillus alliaceus is the source of this 2899-nucleotide messenger RNA. RefSeq names its product putative cell wall proline rich protein. Lineage: Eukaryota; Fungi; Ascomycota; Eurotiomycetes; Eurotiales; Aspergillaceae. The transcript is spliced from 2 exons. The record is from RefSeq and is a predicted model, not a curated record. The coding region runs from base 1 to 2466 and encodes 821 amino acids.
AUGUCCGCACCACUUCCAAACCCGCCUUUUGUCUUUCCAGUGCGGGAUCCAGAUGCAACCCCUCCACCUGCAACAACCAGACCGGGUGGUCCUCCACCGCUUCCGGCCUUCUCUUUCAACCCAGGAUCUGCUCAUUCAUCACAACCCUCGAUGCCGGCCCUCCCCGUGAAUCGAGCAGGCGGACAUCGCCGACGGUGUAGCGAGUUCGUCGGUGGGGAGCGCCUUGUCAGCCCUGAGGCUGUGGAGGCGAGCCAGAGCAACAAGGAAAAUUCGAACACGACUCCUACGAAACUCCCAGCCCCUGGGCCAGGCUUUAGCGCUGGUGGUGCUGGAGGGCGUCGCCAUGCCCAUCGACGUUCAGCAGCAGUCUCCAGUGUUGACUUAACCGCUAUUUCUAAUACUCUGGAUUUGAAGCCCACGGUCGGGAGCGCGCCACUUUUCUCGACAGGCGCGAAGCGUGAACUUGGUGCAUCUGACGAAUCCCUUCGACCUAUGUGUUAUUCGGCGACUACUUUAGGUCGGCCGACCCCACCCGCAUCUCCUCAGAUUAUGAUUAAUGACGAAACUCUGCCUCCUGUCCAACCCGAACCAGCCAGCGACCGUCCGACAGACAGCCGGCCGGUUUCCGAAGUCUCAAAGGAUUCUGGAAGCACAGUACGACCGGAAGCUACCGCUAGAAAUAGCGAAGAACUUGUCCUACCUGCAAGCGAGCUGUCGUCAUCUGUGGACCGAAGCCAGAAGCCUAGACCAAGAACCGCAGAUGCAUCUCUGAUGCUUAAUCCCAACACGAUCAGUGGAACUAAUGAUGCGUCUGGGAUGAAGAGGCCACUUUCUGCUACAGGUCAUUCUCGUUUCCGCAAGAGCAUAUCUUCCGGAAUUAUUGACGCCGCACUGAGGAGGCAUCAUGGUGUGAGUGAUGACAGCCAUUGGACCGGGUACUCAAGGCAUUCUUCUUCUGAUGACGGCGAUUCAUAUGCAUCCACAGAGGGCCCCCGUGGGUCGUUUGAGUCUUCCUCUAGCGCAAAGAAGAAGUCAAAGUCUAAGAAGAGACAGAAGAAAGUGCGUUCUUGGGCUGGAGCCAUUCUUACCAGAGGAAAGGGAAAGCGCAAUCAAUCGAAGAAGGACGAAACGAACAAAUCUCCAAUUCCCCCUCCAGUAAUCACUCGGACUAAUUCUGAUCUCGGGUCAGCAUUAGAUGUGAACUUUGACGAUGACGAGGAUAUCGUCAUCAUUCGGACUCCUACCAACCCUACAGCUCCAAAUUCACGUGAGCCAGCAGCUGAUGCUGAAGCCUCGCCAUCCCUGGAAAACUCCUGGAAGCCACGGAGUUUCUAUGAACAAACCACAGAGAAUGAUGCUUUGAGCCCAAUCAUCGAUUUAGAUGCAGCGCUAGGCCCCUUCAACACUCCUGAUGGACGCUCCCGCCAUGUCGCUGAGAGUGGUUUUUCAGCAGCGACAAAAAGGAUGUAUAGCGGCGGACGACGAGGUGAAUUUGUUGGGCCAGAAAUGCGCUACCAUCGUCGUGCUGAAAGUGCACCGGAAAUGCCUCCUUUUGAUCGUAGUUUUCUCAACCAGGCUAGGUUUGCAAACACCGCGGCCCUGGAAACCCCAGAUGUCUUCUACGAAGAAGAGGAGGAUGCUUUCUUGGCGGCCACGAGUGAAUCUCCCAAGCACGGUGAUGAAAAGCCUGUGGCACAAAUAAUUGCAUCCCGCACUGAAAGUGUCGAUCAUCAAUCAAAGGACAGCAAAGAUAGCUCAGCUACCCUCACGAAGGACCAUACCAGUCAAGUUGAUCCACAGCAGUCAGGUCUCGGUAUUCAGAAGGACGGGUUGCCUGAACCAAAUGCUAUUCCUGCCGAUCAGGAUAAUAGCAGUCCCGGAGAACAACAGCCGUGCACCUCACCUCUCGAGCUCACUCCCAAUAUCCCUUCUUUCUCUCUUCAAGGUGGCAGUUCUUUGUCUAAUUCAUCCUUUCCAUCUCCUGACUUCGCUGGCUCUUCAUCUGAUGCUCCUCGCUCGAUCACGACAUCCUCCACCACCGAUCGUAAUUUCUCGAGUCCUUCUUAUAACCCUUCCAUGGACUUUCCUCAUGCGUCUGUUGAAGAUGUGCCCUCGCUGACUAGCAGCGCAUCAACAACGACGAACCCCCUGAACCGAUUCUCUGCGACGUUCUUCCAACGGCCCCGGCUGUCUACCGAUCGCUCUGCGUCAUUUUCUGCGGCCGUUCAUAGGCGCAGUAGCCAGGCCAAUAGUUCGAAGCGAUCGAGUCUAGCCAGCCUCUCUAAAUUAGUUGUGGGCCCGCACGCAGAAAGGAGUAAGCUGAGUUAUGAGGAAAAACCACCGAGCGACGAAUCCGAGAGGGUGAAGAAGAAGGGCCACCGGAUUAGCCGUCUGAUGCACUUCUGGAGGACGAAAGAUAAGGACAAAUUGAACGAGAGUUCUGUCCAGGAAGAACGGCUGUCAUGACCCAAACCCCGAUUCUACCAAGGAAUCCGCUUCUUGUACAUAGUUACCCUGAUUAUGAUUCCCUCGACAUGGUCUUUGGAAGAUCCAUUAUUUUCCUAUUGGCCAUUUUCUUCUCUUUCUCCAGUUUUCCCACUUAUUCCGUUAGGGUAACUGACGAAUCUCUUUUGAUAUGUGUUUACAAGCGUAAGGGUUUUAUGCUCUCUUUACAUCAUUUCUCGUCUAUCGUUAACGUCCGGUUGCAAUUUAUGGACAGCUUAUUCUCUGAUUGCCUUUCAUUUAUCGUUCAGAGCCUUUUUCUCUUUUCCUGAAUAUCUUCGGCGGCCAUAUGAGAUGUGCACUUUGCCUUUUACUCUUUUAUUUCUGUUUGACCCAUGAGGUAUUCGUUCAUGCCCUUUGGCUAUGUUAAUUUGGGGCCCUUUUUCUUUACUUGAAU